Messenger RNA from Alternaria arbusti, 534 nucleotides. RefSeq lists its product as uncharacterized. Gene Ontology annotation, cellular component: membrane. Lineage: Eukaryota; Fungi; Ascomycota; Dothideomycetes; Pleosporales; Pleosporaceae. The record is from RefSeq and is a predicted model, not a curated record. Gene Ontology annotation, molecular function: transmembrane transporter activity. Gene Ontology annotation, biological process: transmembrane transport. Bases 1 to 534 code for a protein of 177 amino acids. The transcript is spliced from 2 exons.
AUGUCCAGCGAAAAGGUUGCCACCGAUAGCAAUCGUGACGUAGGUACCGAAGCCAUCGAACGCUACUCCGUCUUCACCAAAGCCGAAAAAUGGUGCAUCGUUGCACUAGCAUCAUACGCAGCGUGGUUCUCCACGCUGAGCAGUUUCAUCUACUUCCCAGCAAUUCCCACGUUAUCGAAAGAAUUGGGAGUGUCUGUCAAUAAGAUCGACUUGACCGUGACGACGUACAUGGCGGUCGCUACUUUCUCGCCUAUGCUGGUAGCUGACGCAGCAGAGAUACUUGGACGGCGGCCAGUGUAUGCUGUCACUUUGACCGUGUAUUUCAUCGCGAACCUUGCUAUUGCGUUGUCGAAGACAUAUCCGGCGCUUCUUGCUCUUCGCGCAUUGCAGGCUUUGGCCAUCUCUGGUACAUUCUCGAUAGCAUAUGGCGUUGUCGUUGACAUUGCGUCACCUGCAGAAAGAGGUUCUUUCGCUGCACUAGUAUCCUUCGCGUUCGUCAAUCCUUCCGAUGUCAAGACACAGAAUCGCUCAUAG